This is a messenger RNA of Magnolia sinica, 2958 nucleotides long. RefSeq names its product O-fucosyltransferase 8. The record is from RefSeq and is a predicted model, not a curated record. The transcript has 10 exons. Bases 895 to 2805 code for a protein of 636 amino acids. NCBI's taxonomy places the organism in Eukaryota, Viridiplantae, Streptophyta, Magnoliopsida, Magnoliales, Magnoliaceae.
UCUCUCUCUCUUUCUCUCUCUCUCUCUCUCUCUCUCUCUCAUGGCGGGUUCAAGACUUUUCUUCUCUCUCCUUCACUACCACGCUUUCUUUAGGAAAUGGAAAUUCAGACAUCUCAAUCUCCGUUUGGUAGGAGCAGUUGUUGAGAAAACGAUUCUUUGCCGUUCUUUAAAAAUUCAAAUCUCACUUCCAUUCCACUCCUCUUUCCAACAGAUACUUACCUUCUUGCAAAAUCCAUUACUAAACGUCAAUUCCCACGCCUGAAAUCCUACUUUUUCCAUUGCUUUCUCAAGAAGCCGGCUUGGAGAAACUGAUUUCUAUUAGCUUUAGUGAUAGAAAAAAAAAUCCUUCAUCGAUGGAGCUUUGGUGGGUAAAUAGGUUCCUGAAAUCAGAAAAAAAAUCUAAUUUCUUCUAUUGAAUUGUUUUAGAAUCCAAUAUCCAUUUCUGGGUUUUCAGGUUUAUAUUCUAUAUGUAAUUGCUGAAAAAGAUAGGGGUUUUUGCAGUUUUCAUCAGAAAUUCUCUAUUGUUUCUGCAUGUUUUGAUGUUUAGAAUGUUUUUCUGGAAUUCAGUCUUGUUUAUUUUUUUGGUCCUGAUUGAUCCUGAGCUGUGACGGUUCAUUCGAAUGAGAAUGUUUUCUAAAUAUCGGGACAAGUAGACUGAUGGUGUACGUUCUUGGGAAAUCUCCAUUGUUUUGGUAUGUUUCAAUGAUUAAAAUGUCUCAACUGAUGCUUAGCUGCAGCCAUGCGGUUCACACAAGCUGUUGAAGGAGAACAUCAAAAGAUUAGAAUAAGUAGAUCAGAUUUUGUGCAUUUCGCCACAGUGUAUGCUCUUUCAGCCAGAACAUCUGUUUCCGAUAAUCCUGAAUGUUCUGUUUAAUAUAGAGCAGCACUCGUCAAAUGGGAAAGCAAGGCUCGCCUAAAUGGCUGCGCCUGCCACCAUUCUCGAACGAGUCGGUGAAUGUUCAAAAGCCAUCCUUUUCAACAAAAAACAACAAGACCAAAUCUUUGGAUUCUACAUUGGGUGGAGAUCCUUCCCUUGGGAGGAAAACAAUUGGUGGGGAUUACUUCUCUGGGACCAAAGGUAUGGUGCCUAAUGGCUCGAAGAAUGCUAAUUCUCAGCUCAAUGCAUCAAAGGGGUCACCUGGUGGGAGAAGACCGAUGUUGCUUUGUAAGCAUGUAAGGACGAUCGGUUUUGUCUUGGUGCUGUUGGGCUCCUUUUUUCUGCUGGAUUCUCUGAUGCUGUCUCUCGUCCAUCGCUUAAAUCUUCAAAGUGGCCCAGUCCAUGGAACAUUGGAGGGGUCGCAGAAGGACGAGGGGACCACACAUGUUGACAAUGAAGAGACACCAAAAGUGAUGUACAAACGUCUUCUAGAUUUGGCUUCUAGAGCUCUUGUGGAGAAUCAAUUUAAACCUGAGCCAUCAACUCUAUGGAAGGAGCCAUAUAAACAGGCAUCUGCAUGGAAACCUUGUACAGACAAAGAUAAUCUUCAAUAUCAAGGGAAAACUACCAAAAGCAAUGGGUAUAUACUGGUUAGUGCAAACGGUGGUCUAAACCAACAAAGAGUAGCUGUAUGCAAUGCCGUUGUGGUUGCUUCUCUACUCAAUGCGACUCUUGUUCUUCCUAAGUUUCUUUACAGCAGUGUUUGGAAGGAUCCCAGCCAGUUUGGUGACAUUUAUCAAGAAGAGUAUUUCAUGCAUUAUUUGAAGGAUGAUCUCAGUAUUGUGAAGCAGCUGCCUUCUCAUCUCCAGUCACUAGACUUUGAAGCAAUUGGUAGUUUGAUUACAGAUGCAGAUAUUAUGAAGGAGGCAAAACCAAUCUAUUUUGUUAAUGAGAUACUUCCUCUCCUUCGACGGAAUGGAGUUGUUCAUUUCCUUGGAUUUGGCAAUCGGCUUGCCUUUGAUCCACUGCCUUCUAAGUUGCAGAGAUUAAGAUGCAAAUGUAACUUCCAUGCACUGAAGUUUGUGCCCAAAAUUCAACGAGUUGGUGCUUUAUUGGUUAGAAGAAUCCGAAAAUAUGACGUACGACGGAGCUUGUUAGAUAAGCAAUUGUUUGGAAAGUUCAUGCCCAGUAUUCCCCCGAAACAGCAUGAAGCAUUAAGAGGCCCAUCUAAAUAUCUUGCUUUGCACUUGAGGUUUGAAAUGGACAUGGUAGCAUACUCUCUAUGUGAUUUUGGUGGAGGAGAAAACGAGAGAAAGGAAUUGCAAGCCUAUAGGGAGAUUCACUUUCCUUUGCUAAUCAUGCGCAUGAAAGACACCGAGUUCACUUCUCCUUCGGAAUUGAGGAAAUUGGGAAGAUGCCCGUUGACACCUGAAGAGGCGGCACUUAUGCUUUCUGCUCUUGGUUAUAAACGCGGAACCUACAUCUACCUUGCCGGAUCUGAUUUAUAUGGAGGGAAAUCAAGGAUGCUUCCGUUCACUACCCUCUACCCGAACUUGGUCACAAAGGAAGAUUUUCUCAUGCCGAGUGAACUUGCACCUUUCAGGAAUUUCUCUUCCAAGAUGGCAGCACUGGAUUUUAUUGCCUGUGCAACAUCAGACGUUUUUGCAAUGACCGAUUCAGGAAGCCAGCUUUCCUCACUGGUGACAGGAUACCGCACUUACUACGGUGGUGGAUAUGCUCCAACCCUCCGACCCAACAAGAAGAGAUUUGCGUCGAUCUUGUCAGAAAAUGGCACCAUAGAAUGGAGCGAGUUUGAGGGGAGGGUGAGGAAAAUGAUAGAUGAAAACCAAAGAGUGCGAGUACGGCGUGUGGGUCGAAGCAUAUACAGGCAACCAAGGUGCCCGGAAUGCAUGUGUAAAAUUCGAUAGCACAUCCUCACUAUGGCAGCAGCCAUAAGCCUCUGUGUAUUUAUUUUUUGGCCAUUUAGAAAUCACAAGUUUCCAUGUUUUUUUUUUGGGUAAGCUGUUUCCCACCCCCACAUGCAUAAACUUUCUUAAUGAUAACAUAGAAAAGCAAAUACG